Molecule: messenger RNA, 4405 nt
Organism: Oreochromis niloticus (Nile tilapia)
Lineage: Eukaryota; Metazoa; Chordata; Actinopteri; Cichliformes; Cichlidae
Exons: 2
Coding region: 548-3871 (1107 amino acids)
Biological process (GO): DNA integration
Molecular function (GO): nucleic acid binding
Source: RefSeq, a predicted model, not a curated record
UCACCAAGUGGCUCAGCGGGGAGUCACUACAACAUGCUCUGAGGAUCAGGGCGGUCCAUGUGAACAACCCACACGCAGGUCUUCAACGUUUGUGGCAACGUCUAGACAAAAGUUUUGGUUCUCCAGAGACAAUAGAGAUGAGAUACCCACCAAGGAGGCUGUGUCGGCUCACCCUCAUCUACACGCACUCGCUUCACAGAUCCCUCCUCUGGACCCAGCCGCGGACAUUCUCCUCCUCUUGGGCCGGGACAUCAUCCAAGCUCACAAGGUUCGCAGUCAGGUAAAUGGUCCAAACAGUGCACCUUAUGCCCAACGCCUUGAUCUGGGAUGGGUGGUUGUAGGUGAUGUCUGCCUCUCGGGGGCCCACAAGCCCACAGUAAACUCUUUUAAGACAGACAUUCUGAAUAACGGGCGCCCUACCUUCCUUAGCCCCUGUGAAAACAAAAUCUACAUCAAAGACAAAUACACAGAAAGCCAUCCCACAUUCCAGAAGACACAAGCGGAAUUAGGCAGACACAUUUUCCAGCAAACAGUAGAUGAUGACAAAAUGGCUCUUUCAGUAGAAGAUGCCUUGUUCCUGGAAAUUAUGCACAGAGACUUUACUAAAGAUGAGGCGAACAAUUGGGUAGCUCCACUCCCAUUCCGCUCCCCCAGACAGCGUUUACCCAACAAUAGGGACCAAGCCCUCAGUCGCUUAAUGUCGCUCCGCAAAACGCUGAAAAAGAAACCUGAAAUGAAGGAACAUUACAUUGAGUUUUUGGACAAAACUUUCAGUAAGGGCCACGCUGAACCAGCUCCAGCUCUAGCUCCAGAACAAGAAUGCUGGUAUCUCCCUAGUUUUGGCAUUUACCACCCUCAGAAGCCAGGAAAAAUUAGGGUGGUUUUUGAUUCAAGUGCGCAAUACAACAAUGUUUCUCUCAAUGAUGUGCUACUAAAAGGCCCAGAUCUCAAUAAUACUCUUGUGGGAGUGCUGAUGCGUUUCAGGUCCGACCCAUACGCAGUCAUGGCCGAUGUGGAGCAAAUGUUUUACAAUUUUGUUGUCAGAGAAGACCACCGCAACUACCUCCGCUUCUUGUGGUUCAAAAACCAUGAUCUGGAUGGAGAAGUACAGGAAUUCAGGAUGAGAGUCCACGUGUUCGGGAACUGCCCCUCCCCAUCAGUGGCCAUUUAUGGACUGAAACGAACAGCGAUGGAGGGAGAAAAAGAACACGGCAAUGAUGUAAGAGAGUUCAUUGAACGCCACUUUUAUGUGGAUGAUGGACUAAAAUCAUUUCCUUCCGCUGAUGAGGCCAUCAACAUUCUCUGUGGGGCUCAGAAGAUGCUGGCUCAGUGUAACAUACGCCUGCAUAAAAUCUCAUCCAACUGUCCUACCAUCACAAACGCUUUUCCAAGUGAGGACCUUGCAGCUGACAUGCAGGGCCUUGACCUUGGGCAGACACCCAUGCAGCGAAGCUUGGGCUUGGGCUGGGACCUGUCUACAGACUUGUUCAAGUUCCAGAUAACCAUCAAUGAGAAGCCCUUCACUAAGCGUGGAGUAUUGUCAGUCGUUAAUAGUGUGUAUGACCCACUUGGCUUUGCUGUCCCUGUCAUCGUAGAGGGCAGGGUCAUACUCAGAGACAUUUCCACUGACAUUAGUGAAUGGGACGCUGAACUCCCUAAAGACAAAUUACAACAGUGGCAACAGUGGAAACACUCCCUCAAACAUCUACAACAACUUGAGAUUCCCAGAAUGUUCACCUCAAUACCACUCUCUGCGGCAGUAACCAAGGAAAUCCAUGUUUUCUGUGACGCCUCUACCAAGGCAGUGGCUGCUGUUGCCUACCUUAAACUCACAGACAGAGAUGGUCAUAAUGAAGUGGGCUUCCUUCUUGGCAAGGCACGGCUUGCCCCAAAACCAGACAUCACCAUACCCAGACUUGAGCUCUGUGCAGCGGUCCUGGCUGUCGAGGUGGCAGAGUUAGUCGUGGACGAGCUGGACAUCGCAGUUGAUCAGGUGAGCUUCUAUUCAGACUCCAAAGUAGUCCUUGGUUACAUCUUCAACACAACAAGGCGUUUUUAUGUCUAUGUGCACAACAGAGUGGAACGCAUCAGGCGAUCUACACAAGCUCACCAGUGGCAUUAUGUGCCCACUCACUUAAAUCCUGCUGAUCAUGCCACGCGCGCAUUACCGGCGGAGCAGCUUUCUGCCUCCACAUGGCUCAGUGGACCCGCAUUCCUUACCAAGUCAGAAACAGGUCAAUCUCAGGCAGAGUCAUUUGAUCUUGUAGACCCAGAGACUGACAACGAACUGCGUCAUGAGGUAACUUCUUGUGUUACCACUCUCGCAAAGGAUGUUCUCAGUAGUGCCAGAUUCGAAAGGUUUUCAAGUUGGAAUGUACUACUGAAAGCUAUAUCUAAACUCCGACACAUUGUUCAGUCCUUUAAGCAGAACAUAGAAGGCUCCUGCCAGGGCUGGCACAGCUGUAGUGAGCAUUUAACUGAAAAGCAGCUUGAUCAAGCUAAGAUCUUUAUCAUUCGCACCGUCCAAAGAGAAGUCUAUGCAGAUGACAUAAGACAGCUUGAGAACAGUAUGCCCCUCAAAAGGUCAAGCCCACUUAGCAAACUGAACCCAUUUCUCGACACAAAUGGAAUACUCAGAGUGGGUGGGAGACUAAGACGAGCACAGUUGACUUCGGAUGAAACAAAUCCUAUCCUCAUCCCAUCCAAACACCACCUUUCCCAGCUCAUUAUAAGACACUUCCAUGUGAAAGUAUGCCAUCAGGGCAGACAUUUUACUGAAGGGGCAGUCAGAGCUGCAGGCUUUUGGAUUGUGGGAGGAAAAAGAGCAAUAAGCAAAAUGAUAUUCAGCUGCGUGACAUGUCGAAAACUAAGAGGCAGACAGCAGGAACAGAUUAUGGCUGAGCUACCAGAGGAUAGGCUGUCCACUGACCCUCCGUUUACACAUGUAGGGCUUGAUGUGUUCGGGCCCUGGCCUGUCACUGUCAGAAAAACGCGUGGUGGGCAAGCGGACGCAAAGCGAUGGGCAGUCAUAUUUACGUGCAUGAGCACACGGGCCAUUCACAUUGAAGUUAUAGAAUCAAUGGACACGUCGUCAUUCAUCAAUGCCCUGCGUCGUUUUUUUGCCAUCAGAGGUGCAGUCAAACUUCUUAGGUCCGAUUGUGGGACAAAUUUUGUGAGUGCCUGCAAAGAGCUGCAAAUUGACAAACAGGGCUGCUACAACAGCAAACUAAACAGCUUUCUGGAAGACUCUGGCUGCAAAUGGCUUUUCAACCCCCCACAUGCGUCGCACAUGGCUGGCUCCUGGGAGCGCAUGAUUGGGGUCACGCGGAAAAUCCUUGAUGCAAUGCUCCUAGAACACAGGAAUGCAAAGCUUACCCAUGAAAUCCUGGUGACCUUAAUGGCUGAAGUCACUGCAAUAGUGAAUGCUCGUCCGUUAACAGCAGUUUCUGCAGAUCCAGAUAACCCAGUCAUCCUUACCCCUGCCAUGCUGCUCACGCAAAAGGUUACGACCCCACCAAUCCCACCAGGGCAGUUUGGAAACAGUGAUCUGUUCAAAGCUCAAUGGAGGCGCGUACAAUACCUCGCUGAUGUCUUCUGGAGACGAUGGAAAAAAGAAUACAUCUCAGGACUUCAGGACCGCCGCAAAUGGAAAACAGUAAAGCCUAACCUACAAACAGGAGAUGUUGUUCUAUUAAGAGAGACACUUGAACAUAGGAAUAAUUGGCCACUUGGACUCAUCACCAAAACCUUUCCCAGUGAGGAUGGGCUUGUAAGGAAAAUAGAGGUGAAGAUUUUCCGCAAGGGUGAACACAGGUGCUACAUAAGGCCUAUAAGUGAGGUCGUGCUAUUGGUGUCUAAGGAUUGUACUUAAAAGCAGAAACUUUGUUUCAUUGUAUGUCACUUGCUUUUUACAUGUUAGUUGAGAAUGACAUUCCACGGAUGUCAGGCGGGGAGUAUUCUGCCCCUCUGUUGUUACUUCAUUGGGUUUCUUUGGCUGGGGCAUUUCUCAGUUUUCCCACCAGUGGGCAGUAUUACCCCUUGAGUUUUGUGGCUUCUUCUUUGGUUGUUUAGUGUGCGCUACACUGCCCCCUUUUGGUGAUGUGUUAUAAGCAGCAGGCAAAGUUCGCACAGGCAGUGGGAGAAAACGCAUGGAGCAGAAAACAACCUGCACAACUUUAAGCCCAGUUUACAUCGUUGGGGAGUUUGUUGAACCAUAAUCUGUAAGUAAGCACUGUCUAGCUUUAUUUUCUGUAAGAUUUGUUACUUUCAUGUUACUUAAAAGGGUAUUUGAACGUGUAAAGAAAGAUGUUUAUGGUGAAUGUAAAGCAUAAGAAAAGCUAUGUUGCUAACUUGUUUUUGGUUACAAAAUAUGUAAAUACUGAUGCUUACAUAUUAUUUUACUGUA